This is a messenger RNA of Lepisosteus oculatus (spotted gar), 7170 nucleotides long. NCBI's taxonomy places the organism in Eukaryota, Metazoa, Chordata, Actinopteri, Semionotiformes, Lepisosteidae. The record is from RefSeq and is a predicted model, not a curated record.
AUGAGGAUGGUGAUUUCCAGCCCUAACCUCUAUGCCUCUCACAGUUCAAAUGGCUGUGUUGUGGUUGCCGAUAAGACUGUGGUACUGUUGGACCAGAGCUGCCUGUCGGUUUUGUUACAGCUUCAGUUUGACUCUGAUGUUGACACAGUGGGUCUCUGCCAGGAAGGACAGUUUCUGGUGGUCGGGGAGAGAAAUGGAAAUAUCCACCUUAAUUACGUGCCGGAGAAGAAGACAGUGUUAACAAAAGCUCUAGUGCCGAAGCCCCGCUGUGACAAUGAAAAGACCUACAAAAACCUGCUCAUUCAGGAGGACACAUCACUUCCAGGAAUCUACCACAUGUACUUCCUUGUUUCUGACGGGUUCUUUCAAAUUUCCAACCUUCAGCUGGAAAAAAUUCAUAUGGCCAUAGCAAAAACGGACUUUGGCACCUUGAAAGAGCUUCAGAAUCCAAUCAAGAUUGCAUUCUUUUCCACUGAAGAGCGACACACCCAUGGGUGCCAGCAUGCUGAAAUCGCUGAACUGGCAAAUAACAUACAGCUUGUAAUUGGGGGCAGUGGAGACCAUGUGCUCUCCACAUGGAAAGUGGACCUGGUUCAGAAGACGUUGUGUCUUAAUAAUGUUAUGGAUUCCAGUUUAGUAACAGGUGUGAGAAAGACCCAGAUUUUGGGAAAUGUGAUGUUUGUUUUGGACAAUGAGAAUUUCUUGAGCAUGUGGGAUAUAUACUCUCUGGUUAUGGUGUGGUGCUGGCCAUCGCAGUGUAUCCAGGACUUCCUGCUUACAACAGAGGGAGACUCUGCUUCUGUGGCCACACAAGAAGAUGCAAAUUUGAAGCUCAUAAUCCUGACGGCACAGGACAACACACAGAAUAGGAACCUGACCGUGUACUCGGUUCCUUCAAUGAGCCUGCUCUAUUCACUGGAGGUCUCUGAUGUUUCCUUUCUGGUCCAAACUGGAAUCAGCACGGACACCAUAUAUUUACUUGAAGGAAUUUCUGAAAACCAGGAAAGUUCCGAGGGUAUGGUGUCUGCCAUAGUAUUGCGAUGUCUCACAGAAGCCCUGCCGGAAAAUAGGCUGAGUCGUCUCCUCUACAAGCAUAAAUUUGAAGAGGCAGAACAGUUUGCCAUCCAGUUUGGACUUGAUGUUGAGCUUGUCUACAAAGUCAGGCUGAACUUUGUGCUGGAGAAGCUCGCAUCAGUCUCUGCUGGGGGCUAUGGGCAAGCUGUCUGGAUGGAGCUGGUAGAAGAGGCCAAAACCAAUUUGCACAAAAUUGUGGACGAGCAGUUUACCGUGCAGUACUGCAUCAGUACUCCCUGGCCUACCUUUGACACCGCACAGGAGAUGUUAAAUUACGCCAAGAACAAACUUUUGAAGAGAGAUGAACAGAAGACGUCCGCGUAUAUGGAGGAACUUCCCCUCCUGCUGACUGAGGUGCUGGAAGCUCUAGCAAAGCUCACUACCUUCUAUGGCUCCUGUGGACCAGAAAAAUUUAGUGGAAUCUCCUGGAUUGAAUUCCUGAACAGCACUGACCUUCUGAGUGACAUUAUGUGGUAUCUGAAGGAGCGAGACCUCAGGAGUGCUCAGUACCUGUGGCUGAGACACCAACCCGAAUUUGAGAGGAAGUUUGAUGAAAACAUGCUGGAAACACUACUCUCUACGAUCCCUGAAGAUGUCCCAUCUCGUGAUCUCUGCCUGUGGUUUAAAAGUGUGAUCACCCCAUUUGUAAGACGAAUAGUCCCAAAAGGACAGAAGUCACUUGUAAGAUGGUUGGAACAAAGGUCAAGGAACCUAGAGCUAACUGAAAAGAGUAACUGGCCAGAAAAUGGACUGGAAAUGGCGGAGCUAUACUUUGUUUCUCGAAACCCCAAUGAAUUAGGACUGUCUUCUUCAUGGCUUUGGAUUCCUUUGAAGGAGGAUGGUGACUGCGAAGAAGUCGAACAGUUGAAAGCUUUGGUGCGCAACUUGCGACAGAUGCUGGACCUGUAUAAAAAAUACAAUUGCAGACUGCCACUCUCGGACUUUGAAAAGGAGAAUAUGACAACAAUCGCGUUCCUCAUGCUGGACAAGGUUUUGGCACCGGAGCUCAUUCCAUCCACCAUGGAGACAGUCAUAAAGCCCUAUGCUGCAGAGCACAACCUGCAGCUGGAGGAGCUGCUCCUGCAGUAUAUUAAGGAUUUGCUGGAGCGUUGCAGUUCUCGGACUGCCUCUCUCUUUGAAACGGAGGGGGAGGCCAAAGCUAUGGCUGUGCUGAGCUGCAUGACUGACACGGAUCUCAUCUUCGAUGCAGUGCUGCAGGUCAUGUACAAGGCUGUUGUUCCUUGGAGUGAAGCAGUGGAGCAUCUGGUCCAGCAACACCUGGAAAUGGAUCAUCCCAAGGUCCUUCAGCUUCAGGAGAGCUACAGGCUCAUGGAAAUGAAGAAACUUCUAAGAGGAUAUGGCAUUAGAGGCUUUAGCCUUUCUGAUGACAAGCAGGCCAUGCAAAUGGUGAAAUACAUUCUGAAGCAGGACUUGCCCUCUUCCUUGGAUGAUGCUUUGAAGGUGGCUGAAGCCUACAAGCUGUCCACCAUUGAAAUCUACAUUCUCCGCAUUGUUCAUUUUAUCAGCCAAGGGAAAAGGGAGGAGUGCCUGAAUCUACUUAAGCGUCUUCCUGGUGAGGAAGCAGAGUGCAUUGCAGAGAGGCUGGCCAUGUGGGCUCGCCUGGAGCUACAGGACCAGACAGACGUCUCUGAAGAGCGCAAAACCCAUCAAAUAGCUGUAGCCCAUGUGAUGGUGGAGAUAUUGAAAUUUCUGCUGAGCAUUCAGAAAGACAACACAUUAAAAAGAAUGCAGUGUGAAAAUAAUCUGAAGAUGUUUGAAGCGAUUGCCCACUUACAGGAGGAUUUCGACAUCUUCCUGUCUCUGGAGGACUACGAGAGCCCUGCGGUGCUGGCUCAGUUCCAGGAGGAGCACAUCCGGGCCUACGAGAGCACGCGGUCCCGGGCCCGGACGGAGAAGGCCUCGGUGGUGGCGAAAGACCCGGAUGGCAAGACCAAGACCAUCUCCACGGAGGCGGGGCUGUACCGGCUGGCCCUGCUGCUGCAGCGCUCCGAGGAGGAGCUGGGAGCAGACCUGGCCAUGAGGGCCCUGGCUGUGGGCAAGGUGGAAAAGGCCCUGAAGAUCUGUUGCGAAUUGUAUCAACAUCACUGUAAUGAGAAGACUGGGCAAGUGCUAUUCAAUGCUGCACGGGACCUCUGCCAGAUGCUGAAAGCCAACACGCCUAUGAUAAUCCCUGAUGGAAUGAAUCUUCCGGCUGUGAUCUAUGAGUUGGCCUGUCAGGCAGCCACUAUAUGUAGUGCAGACCUGUUACUCGACUGCCAGGAACUCUGCAAAAACACCUUAGCUGCCAUGGAUGUGUACAGGCAGUGUCAGAUAGAUGACUAUGGCUUCAUCUCAAAGACCUCUUCUUUGGGGACUGACAGGGAUCCCUAUGGAGAGUGGACCUUUGAGGAUUUCUUCAAUGAGGACGGCAUAGUUCUAGAUCCCAUAACAGUGCUGCCUGUUCUGUACAAAAUUACUACUAGCUUUGUACCCCAUUCAGAGGAUUCAAAGCUUUAUCCUUUGGAUUGUUCCUGCUUGUCCAACUGCUCUUAUACUGAAGGUAAAAACCACCUCAGGCAAAUCAAGGGCCCCAUUAAUGAGAUGGUUCAGAACCUACAUGAGUGCAGCCAACUGGAGCUGGCCUUGAGGCUGAUGAUGAACUGUUUUGGGACGUGUCUGCAGCACAUCACAUCUAACAACAUGGAUUUGACUCUGAGCUCCAAGCUGCAUGAUCUUCAGCAUCUCCUUGAAGACAGAAACUUUGUGGUGUCACUGGGCGAGAGGACCAUCUCUGUCAUCAAAGAUGUUUCUUUGGCUUUAUUGCAUAAGGUGUUUAACUGCAGAGUGGUGGACUGUGACCUGGCCAUAGGGUACUGCUGUCUGUUACCAAAGAAAGAUGUGUUUGAAAAACUCUGGCACGUAAUCAACAACACUUGGCAAAACUACAACAAAAUUCUGGCUGUGGCUGCUAUAGGUGCCCACCUCUCCGUUUUGUAUGGAGAAGGGGAGGAACACCAGAAAUUCCUGUCCUUGAUUGCUGAUGCUGAGUGGGGCAUCGAGCUGGGGAAGCUGGGUAUUUCUUUCCAGGCUGUAUUCAGACAGACUCCUGAGAAGAAGAGGGACCUGAUUUCUACUCUAGUGAAGAACCGGAAUGUCAACUCUGAAUUAAUAUUAAAAUACUGCCGCACAUUUAACCUAGAGACUGAUUCUACCUUAAAUCUGUACAUUAAGACUCUUCUGCUUCAUGGUACAAGCAUUGAUCAGAGUGAAGAUGAGCCAGCAACAGACAUCGGCAGCACUCUGGACCACAGUGAUGCCCUGGCCAGAGCCCUCAAAAUUAUCCCUCUGCUCAAAAGUGCAAAUGAGCUUGUCAUCAGCCUAAAUACAGCCAUCAUCAAGCUCAGCCCUUAUGAUUACGAAACAAUUGAAGGCAUUCUUAGAGUAAUCCAGACCACGGAUGAAAAAAUCACAAGUUUUCACCUUGAUCAGGCAUUAGGAUUGCUGCAGCACCUGAAGUCCUACAAGCGCGUCUCUACACCUAUGGAUAUAGAGCACCAAUACCUGCAGGAGAAUUCCUUGCCGCGCUCUCCUCUUACACACACUAGGCUGCCAUUUCACCUCAUCUUCUUUAAGACCUCUCUCUACUUUUGGAAGAUUAUCUCUGCUGAGCUCAGUGAAGAGACUUUUCCCACACUGCUCCUCAUAUCUAAACUGAUGAAGGUGUGCUUAGAUAAACUUUAUAUGUCAGCAGUCAAUCAUGUCUUUGACAAAAGACUGAAGCCUCAGUCUCUGAAGCCGUCUAAUGGAAGAAAGCCUCAUGUGAUGACCAAAGAAACCAUAAAGACAAUGGAAACCAUCAAGACCUACCUUUUGUCUAUUAAAAACCCUGAAUGGGCUGCAGCUGCAGCUCACAAGAUUGCUCAGGAGCUGCCCACAGGUAUCCUUAAGACUACCUCCUUGAACUUCUGCUUGCUUCUAGCAGAGAAAUGGCUGAAGACUUCAAGCCCUGAGGAUCCAGCUCACGCAAAAGCGGAAAUAUUUUUGGAGAAGCUCAAACUGCAAUACCAGCGGUCAGCUACAGAGAAUACGCUCAUAUCGUACCAUUUAAACUCUCCCGAGUAUUUGAAGUCCACCGGUUUCCCUGCCAAACUCAUCGUCUCCCUCUAUGAGCACAGCAGCAUUGAACAGCGGCUAAAGAAUCCCGCAGGCAGAAACUACCCCGACAUACAUGCCGUGGCCAGAGAAAUCGCAUCAAUAAACAACAUCGAUUUAAGCAAAAUCAGGGAUUUGCUGCUGGACAAAUGGCUGUGUCAAAGCACAGCGCCUGCAGUAAAAGAUAAUAACACCCAGCACUAUGUCACCGACAUCCAGGAAGACCCAGAACUCAUGAGAGUCAUCUACUUGCUCCAGAUGUACCCCAUGGACUUCAGUGCACGAAUGCUGUACGCCAUUGUUACUGCAGAAGUUUCCCCCAUAUCCAACUCCGGCCCUCGACUGACUUUUGGAAACAGAAGCCGGGCGCUGAUGUGCCUCAUCCAAAUUGCCGACACGAAAACUCUGGAGUCCCUCCUCAAAACGUCUAUUGAAAAAAUCAAACACUACCUGAAGUACUGCAUCUACCUCUCGGAGUUUGAAGUCCUGAACAUUCCCUACACUGUGGAGUCGUUUCACAGCAGCCCGAAGGAGGGCAUGAUCAAAGGACUGUGGAAGAACCACAGCCACGAGCCCCGGGCGGUCAGGCUUGUAGCAGAGCUGAGUUUAGAGUACCAGGUGUAUGACCCUCAGCUCUGGAACGGGGUGUUACAAAAGCUGAUCAGUUUCAGCAUGACCUGUUACUUGCGGAAAGUUUUAGUGGCCUUAACUGCGGUUCAUUCUUUAUGGCAGGUUCCUAAUUUCAUCAGAGCCUGGAAGAGUGUCAUCUUGGCUCCUUUUCUCUCCGCCUCUAUUCCCCUCAGCCCUCAACAACUAGAAAUGUUCUAUCAGACCUUUGUUCUUCUUCUCAAGUGCCCAGUCCUUUUUGAUCUAGACUUGAUUGGCAUUGCAAAGCAGUUUGCUCAGUUUGACCUGCCAGCCUUUACUCUGGGCUCUCUUCUGCUGAUUCCAUGCUCUGAGAAAAAGGAGCAGCAAGUCCAAGGCUUCCUGUCAUCCAGUAAUCUGGUCACAGUUCUUCAGCAAGUAGAGGAGCACAUGAACACUGGAGAAGUAGCUGGGUUUUCGACUCAGAUUAAAGACAUGGUGUUGAACUUCAUGUGCAGAAAUAAGCUUUAUGAGAAGAUUGUGAGUAGCAAGCUGUUUCCUCUGCUGAAGCACCAUGUGAUAGUAACAAACCAGGUGAAGGAUCUCAUGGACUACCUCGUAAACAGCAACCGCCUUGAUGAUGCCGCCACUCUGGCUGCCGACCAUAUGAAGCUCAGGGGGAAGCACGUGCCCGCCAACAUGACUGCCCUUGAGGUUUUGCAGGAGUUCCUGAAGAAUUAUGAGGGAUGAUGGAAGUAGAUUGUGCAGCGCAAAGACCAUGGGCACUUCUGAUCUUCUAUAUCUUCCUAUGGCAAGAUAUGUAACAAUUCCACUCUAAUAACAUUGGACAUGUAAUGUGUGUAUUUGAACCACGCUGUUUCAUUUCUGUAACACAAUGCAGUCAGUGAAUUUUAAUAUGGUUUGAAUAUUUUAUUAUAUGGGUUACUUUUGAACUUGGCAGGUAUUCAAAAAAAAUUCUAUGUCAACAUUUGAAUAUCUCAAUCAUUUGUUUUCUUGUUCCAAGUUUCCGUGCCAAUUCUUUCUUUUCAGAGUCUAAAAUAGAUUGGAAAAAUAGAUGCUUGUAAUGCAUGAAAGCUUUUACUAUAAUCGUCAUUGUGAAUCUGUAUGUAUAGUCACGUUGAACCUAAUUAAAAACUUAAAAACUAAUUAAAAAAUGUAUAAUUGUAUUGUGUUUGGAAUUAAUUUAUCGUUAAAUUUUCAAUUGAAACUGGACUGGCACUAGAUCAGGUGUUACAGUUUUAAGUCUACCAUGCUGUAUUUACCUCUCUGCUCUUUGUACUAGAAGUUCAAUUCUGUAGUGUAUGUUUAAUUUGCAUUUGACACUAAAUAAUGAACAAG